This is a messenger RNA of Rhincodon typus (whale shark), 843 nucleotides long. RefSeq names its product adenylate kinase isoenzyme 1-like. Gene Ontology annotation, molecular function: AMP kinase activity; ATP binding. Lineage: Eukaryota; Metazoa; Chordata; Chondrichthyes; Orectolobiformes; Rhincodontidae. Gene Ontology annotation, biological process: nucleoside triphosphate biosynthetic process. Gene Ontology annotation, cellular component: cytosol; cytoplasm. The transcript is spliced from 7 exons. The coding region runs from base 125 to 727 and encodes 200 amino acids. The record is from RefSeq and is a predicted model, not a curated record.
UGUGUUGGAAACAGCCUGCCCUGCUGGUACAUUCGGAAGCUUUGUUCCAGGAGCUCCGGCCCGAACAAGUAUCUCUCUAAGAAGCCUUGUGAAACAAAUCUCCAAUGUUGACAGUGACCUUUCAAUGACCUCUUUUAAAGAAACAUCUUCAGAAAAGCUGAAAGUCACCAAAAUUAUCUUUGUAAUUGGGGGCCCAGGCUCUGGUAAAGGCAGUCAGUGCGAGAAAAUGAUGGAGAAAUAUGGCUUCACACAUCUGUCGACAGGAAAUCUCCUGCGGAAAGAGAUCAGCAAUGAAACAGAGCGAGGAAACAAGAUCAAGAAGAUUAUGCUUGAAGGAGGCCUGGUGCCUUUGGGAACGACCUUAGAGAUUCUGAAGGAUGCAAUGUUGGAAAACCUGCAGGAGACCAAGGGCUUCAUGAUAGAUGGAUACCCUCGAACUUUAAAACAGGCUGAAGCCUUCGAUAAAUCUUUUACACUUCCCACUGUUGUGCUGCUCAUUGACUGCAGCCCUGAAGUUAUGAAGGAAAGGCUGAUUAACCGUGGACAGACCAGUGAGCGGUUUGAUGACAACGAAGUGACUAUAGCCAAACGGGUAGAAUCUUACUUUGUCGACUCUGUACCUGUUGUGAAACAUUAUGAUGCUAAAGGACUUCUGAAGAAGAUCCAAGGAGAAGGAACAGAGGAUGAUGUUUUCCAAAGUAUCACUGCGAUUAUUGACGAACUCUAACAGCCUAAGACUGUAGUUGGAAAACCCCCUACAGGAACUGACCUGGGAUCAGAUCACCCACAGUUUACAUCGAGUUUUGUUUUCGUGACUGCUUAGGAGGAUUUACCAGGAUCAAC